GGUUCGUCUGAUUGAAUAAACUAGUUGUCUCUUUAGAGCAUAGGUACCUAAGUUAAACUAUGUCAGAGACGGGUUUAAGACGUCGGUCCCGAAUGACGUUAUGUCCCGGGAUUCAUUGUUUAGCUGCAGGAAGUUUCGGUGUCUGACAUGUCGAUAAUUCCGCCCAUACACAAGUAUUUCGAGAUACACCAGGCUUACAAGUUGAAGUGCUUGAUGACGAAACUGUUUGUCCAAUCCCGUUCAUCUGUGUCGUCGUGGGCCAAUCCUGAAGUAGUUUUGAAUGACACAUUUAGGGAUAUAUCUUUAGAACGAUACCAAUACAGGAAAUAAUAAUCUGAGACUCUGGGAUUCAACGGUCUCCGGAAGACCGACUCUCCCGCUUAGUCGCGUCAUGCAAGCAAGCCACUUGUGCUCUAGAGGACCGUAGAAGCGUAACCCUAAGGAUGGACGACAACGGUUGUAUAGGACUAUAUGUCUAUUUAUCUGAGCUCGAUGGCCGCGGGACUUAUACAUCUUAUACACUAGAGUCUCAUCUAUAAUUCAACUAUGUCUCAACAUCUCGAGAAUGAAGCUACGUUCGAGGGUCACUUCAUUGGGUUUCUCUAUCGUCAAUGGCUAAUCCACCGGAAACCAGUCCCCAAGGGAACAGCCAUCUCGGGUCAAACGGCCAUCGUGACCGGCUCUAACUCUGGUCUCGGGUUUGAAGCUGCGCGACAGCUACUCCAGCUCGGUCUUGCACACCUCGUCAUGGGCGUGAGAUCACAAGCACGCGGUAACGCGGCUGCAGAAAAGCUCCGGGAAGAGUUCCCAGAAUCAACCAUCUCGGUCUGGCUUGUCGAUAUGGAGUCGUACGAUUCUAUCACGGCGUUUGCAAAGAAGUGUGAGACACUUCCGCGCAUCGAUAUCGCCAUAUUAAACGCUGGCUUACGAUGCGAUAAUUUCACAGUCGUCGAGGCUACGGGCCACGAGAAGACCUUCCAGGUAAACUACCUUUCAACCAUCCUGCUUGCAAUCCUACUGCUACCGGUUCUUAAGUCAAAGAAAAUGUCGCCGAGUAGUUCAUUACCUCCUCGACUUUCAAUCGUCACGUCAGAUACUUCAUACUGGGCGGAUCCGCUCGACGCGGGACCCGUGCUGCCCCAGUUUGACAUUCCCGAGGAGUUCAAGACGAUGCGGUCUUACCCGAGGAGUAAAUUGUUGCAACUAUUUUUUAUCUCUAAGCUAGGGGAGCACAUCAAAGCCGACGACGUCAUUGUCAACGCAUCCAAUCCGGGUUUCUGUAGAAACACACAAUUCGGAGACGGAGCCGUGAAAUCUUUUAUAUCUGCACUGACAUUCUGGAUCUUCCAAAACAUAAACGGAAGGACGGUAGAGAAUGGCGCCAGCGCCGUAGUCGACGGUGUCGUCACGAAGGGUAAAGAGAGUCACGGGAGCUACGUCAGCGAUUGGAGUAUCAGGCCGUAUCCUAAGGUCGUAUACACAAAAGACGGGCAGGAAAUAAGAGAAAGGAUAUGGGAAGAGACAUUGGAAGAACUUAAUUUUGCUGGUGCUUCUCGGAUCAUUGAAGAUAUGAAGCGCUGAAUUAAAAGGGGGGCAGAGUAUUAUUCUGUAUAGCGAGCGUAUCUUGUCUUAUAAAACGAUGUUUACCAAUGUUAUCUUAGGAACACAGGUAUCGAUACCAUUUGGACGAAACUAGGGUCGAGCUACAUGAAGGAGAGUAGCACUAUGGUAUAUUGUAUUAGUUGCUAGCCUCAACAAGUUAUUAAGGUGGCAAAUACAGAACGAUAGUGUAUGCUAAGUACGAAGCAUGAAGCAUUAUUGUAAGCUCCUUUUCCUCAAAUUAUAAUGUUGUAUAUACCAGGUCCACCCUCCAAUUUCCCUUUCUCUCCUUUUUG
Daldinia vernicosa is the source of this 1895-nucleotide messenger RNA. Its product is annotated as NAD(P)-binding protein. The record is from RefSeq and is a predicted model, not a curated record. The transcript is spliced from 2 exons. Bases 547 to 1581 code for a protein of 344 amino acids. Lineage: Eukaryota; Fungi; Ascomycota; Sordariomycetes; Xylariales; Hypoxylaceae.